Molecule: messenger RNA, 459 nt
Organism: Serpula lacrymans var. lacrymans S7.9
Lineage: Eukaryota; Fungi; Basidiomycota; Agaricomycetes; Boletales; Serpulaceae
Exons: 1
Source: RefSeq, a predicted model, not a curated record
CAGAGCACGUCUGCCACAUCAAAUGGCUGCAUUUAUCUUCCAGUCACGAAUCUCCAUACCACAGCAGUAGCACUACAUCCUACCAAUACCAUGCACGAAUCUACACUGACAUUCGCCUGCGAUGCUGUCUUACCCUCUGCCUCUGCAACAGCUGGCAAGAAACCCCAGUCCCACCAGUGAGUCGAGAACAUGAAUCAAAACAUGUAUCCAAUCGCGGGAGGGCAGAUCUGUCUUUAUUUGUACCACAAUGCCUUGAUGCGGGGCCGGAGGGGAAGAACUGCUCUGGCGAUGGUCAUCCGCCCGAACAUCCAGCUUCAGGAUCAAACGUGACUUGAUCCACCACUAUCAUUGGAGAUAAGGUCCAGAGACAUCCCCAAGAAGACAGGAAAGGGGCCGGCAAGGUAAGGUACUGUCCACAGGGAGCACGGCAAUGCUGCAGUCGGCACGAGCGAAACUGAA